AUGGCUCCCGCUAACCUGCCCUCCAUCUUCAAUGCCACGUCCCAGGACAUCGAGAUGCUCCUGGCGGCGCAGUGCCACCUCGGUUCCAAGAACCUGCAGGUGCACAUGGAGCCUUACCUGUGGAAGACCCGUGUCGAUGGUGUCAACGUGAUCAACAUUGGCAAGACCUGGGAGAAGAUUGUCCUGGCCGCCCGCAUCAUCGUCGCCAUCGAGAACCCGGCCGACAUCUGCGUCAUCUCCGCCCGUCCCUACGGUCAGCGCGCCGUCCUCAAGUUCGCCGCCCACACCGGCGCCUCCCCCAUCGCCGGCCGCUUCACCCCCGGUAGCUUCACCAACUACAUCACCCGCUCCUUCAAGGAGCCGCGCCUGAUUGUCGUGACCGACCCACGCACCGACGCCCAGGCCAUCAAGGAGGCCAGCUACGUCAACAUCCCCGUCAUCGCCCUCUGCGACACCGACUCCCCCACCGAGUACGUCGACGUCGCCAUCCCCACCAACAACAAGGGUCGCCACGCCAUCGGCACCAUCUGGUGGCUGCUCGCCCGCGAGGUCCUGCGCCUCCGCGGUACCAUCUUCAACCGCGAGACUCCCUGGGACGUCAUGGUUGAUCUGUACUUCUACCGCGACCCUGAGGCCGAGGCCGAGGAGAAGGUCGAGGAGGAGAAGCUCAUCACCGCCCCUGAGGAGGAGGUCCCCGUCGCCAUCGAGUCCGGCUUCCCCGCCGCCGGCGGUGACUGGGAUGCUCCCGCUCCCGGCUUCGCUGGUGCUACCCCCGCCGCCGCUGGCUGGGACGGUGCCGGUGCCGGUGCCGGCCAGGACUGGGCCGCUUCCGGUGGCCAGGAGUGGGCUGCUGAGGCUCCUAAGGACAGCCAGUGGUAA
Messenger RNA from Trichoderma citrinoviride, 879 nucleotides. Its product is annotated as ribosomal protein S2. Gene Ontology annotation, biological process: ribosomal small subunit assembly; cytoplasmic translation. Bases 1 to 879 code for a protein of 292 amino acids. Gene Ontology annotation, cellular component: ribosome; 90S preribosome; cytosolic small ribosomal subunit. NCBI's taxonomy places the organism in Eukaryota, Fungi, Ascomycota, Sordariomycetes, Hypocreales, Hypocreaceae. The transcript is spliced from 3 exons. The record is from RefSeq and is a predicted model, not a curated record. Gene Ontology annotation, molecular function: structural constituent of ribosome.